Molecule: messenger RNA, 1236 nt
Organism: Pichia kudriavzevii
Lineage: Eukaryota; Fungi; Ascomycota; Pichiomycetes; Pichiales; Pichiaceae
Exons: 1
Coding region: 1-1236 (411 amino acids)
Biological process (GO): retrograde vesicle-mediated transport, Golgi to endoplasmic reticulum; endoplasmic reticulum to Golgi vesicle-mediated transport
Cellular component (GO): COPII-coated ER to Golgi transport vesicle; endoplasmic reticulum membrane; endoplasmic reticulum
Source: RefSeq, a predicted model, not a curated record
AUGGGGAAGGGACCUACACUCUUCAACUUUGAUGCGUUUGCACGUACUAUCGAUGAAAGGAAGAUCAAGACAAGUACCGGUGGUAUAAUAACCAUUAUCUGUGCAAUCACAACGUUCAUUCUUUUAUUCAAUGAGUAUCAAGAUUACAAUAGAAUUGUUUUAAGACCCGAAUUAGUGGUCGAUAGAGAUAGGAACAAACAUCUGGAUAUCAACCUCGAUAUAACAUUUCCUGAGAUGCCAUGCGAUCUUGUUAGUUUGGAUGUUAUGGAUGGUACAGGAGAUAUUGAAUUUGAUCUGUUGAAAAAUGGGUUUACUAAAAUCAGGUUGGAUGAAACGGGAAAUGAGAUUGAAGUUCUUCAAUUCGAUGCCAACGAGAAUAUUGAAGAUACUCACAUUGGUGCCAACGAGGACGGUUACUGCGGUCCAUGCUAUGGAUCUUUAAACCAGAACGAUAAUGAAAACAGGCCAGACCAUGAAAAGGUCUGUUGUAAUUCCUGCAAUUCUGUUCGUGAUGCGUAUGCAAGAGCAGGAUGGAAAUUUUAUGAUGGUAAAGAUAUCAGACAGUGUGAGCAAGAGGGUUACGUUGAGAGAGUCAAUUCUAGGUUGAAUGAGGGCUGCCGAAUCAAGGGCAGUGCUGAAAUCAAUAGAAUCGGAGGCAACAUCCAUUUUGCCCCAGGUGCUUCCCUAACUAUUGGAGGUAGACACAUUCAUGACAUGUCUCUAUUUGAUAGGCAUCCGGACAAGUUUUCAUUUAAGCAUAGAAUCAACCAUUUUUCAUUUGGUGAAGACAUCCAUGAAUUGGAGAAUAUUUUCAAGAAUGACAAGCACGACCACCGAACUUCUCAUCCAUUGGAUGGAAAUUCAGUUUCAGCAAAUAACAAGUAUGAGCUCUAUACAUACUACUUGAAAGUGGUUAAUACACGAUUUGAGUACUUGAAUGGGUUAAAGAUAGAUACUAAUGAAUUUUCAGCAACUCAACAUCACAGACCGGCCCAAGGUGGUCGUGAUGAGGUCAACCCAAACACUGUCCAUGCAAGGGGAGGAAUUCCAGGCCUUUUUUUCUAUUUUGACAUCAGCCCAUUGAAAAUAAUCAACAGGGAGGAUUAUAAUAAAUCCUUCAGUGCCUUUAUCCUAUCCCUAUGCUCUGCUAUUGCCGGAAUUCUCACUGUUGGAUCGAUCCUAGACAAGACCAUUUGGUCUGCCCGUAGCUUCAUUAAGGAGAAGAAAAGCACAUGA